Batrachochytrium dendrobatidis JAM81 is the source of this 1983-nucleotide messenger RNA. RefSeq lists its product as uncharacterized. Lineage: Eukaryota; Fungi; Chytridiomycota; Chytridiomycetes; Rhizophydiales. The transcript is spliced from 12 exons. Gene Ontology annotation, biological process: protein import into mitochondrial matrix; protein insertion into mitochondrial inner membrane. The record is from RefSeq and is a predicted model, not a curated record. Bases 9 to 1946 code for a protein of 645 amino acids. Gene Ontology annotation, molecular function: protein binding; transmembrane protein transporter activity. Gene Ontology annotation, cellular component: mitochondrial outer membrane.
CGACAAGAAUGAUUGCAGCACUAAAACGCAUUGGAGAUGAAGGCUGGCAGCAAUGGUCGGUUAGAAACUGGAAGUUUAUCACAUUCACUGUACUUGCUACUGGUGUUGCUUCUGCUGCAGUUUAUUCUUUAGCUUGUUCUGGUAGAAACAAUGCCAAUUCGGAUAAUGGCUCGUCAGCAAGAUCAUCUUCGACAUCUGCUAAAAAAAAGAAGAUGGGCAAGACAAAAAAGUCCAAAACGGCAUCAUCGACAGUAACUGCUGCUUCUGCUCUUGAAGAGGAAGCGCUUGCUGCCAAUGCUGGUCCCAUUUCAGCUCCUGGUCUUAAUGCAUCCAUGGCAUCAUUGGAUAGCAUUGCUUCUAUCGAGACCACUGACAAGAUCACUUCAGAAACCAACUCAAAAUCCGACGAGUCAAAGACAGCUUCAGCUGAUGCGUCAAAUGACGUUGAAUCGCACGAUCAUUUAUACCCUGAAGAUAUUGAGUCACUUACUUCCGAGGAUCGCUCUAAACUUGCACAGGAUGCUAAGGCUUUGGGCAACAAGCAGUACAAUAAAAAGAAGUUUGAAGAAGCAAUUGAGCUAUAUACUCAAGCAAUUCUUCUGGCACCUAAUGCUAUUUUCUACUGCAACCGUGCUGCUGCUUAUUCUCAUAUUGAAAAUUUUGCUAAAGUUGUUGAAGACUGUACCAAAGCUUUGGAACUCGACAAAAAAUACAUCAAGGCGCUCAACCGUCGUGCUGCUGCCUACGAAUCGCUUGGCCAUCUGACCGAUGCAUUGAAUGACUAUACUGUUGUUUGUGUUCUCCAAGGAUUUAAAGUGAAUUCUUCCAUGAGUGCUCCCGAUCGUCUACUAAAAACAAUCAGCUCAAACAUCACCCAGGAAUAUGCCAAAUCUAGACGACCAAAAAUGCCAUCUGGCGCGUUUGUUCGAGCAUACAUGGACUCUUUCCGUGCUACUCCAUCUCAUGCAACUCUCGUCGACAACUGCCAGGAUACUUCCGAAUCUAUACAGGCUUUGAAGCUUGUGUUUUCAGCAAUCAAGGAGCAUCGCUGGACUGAGGCAUAUGAGCAUGCUGUAAAGGCAAUUGUUUUGAACGAUUUCAACAAUACCAAAAUGGAGGCCAUUGCCCAUAAUAUUCGCGGCACAUUCUUUUUUUUGAUAGGACAUAUCGAUUUAUCUAUUGCUGACCUGGACAAAGCUCUUGAGCUUGAUCCAGUGGAUGUCAACUCAAUUAUCAAGCGUGGAACUCUCUUUAUGGAGCGAAGUGAGGUUGAAAAGACUGUAGAGAUGUUUGAACGUGCUGAAAAGCUUGAACCCACCAACGUUGAUUUGUUUUAUCAUCGUGGCCAAGUUCGUUUUCUAACUGCAGACUAUCAGGGUGCUGUUGACGAUUAUUCUGCAAGCAUUAAAAACGAGUCUCCUGAGGAAUCGUCUGUCUAUGUACACAUUCAGAUGGCGGUUGCCAAAUAUAAGCUGGGAAAUUACGCUGAAUCUGAAAAGAAAUUCAAGGAGUGCAAGCGUCUUUUUCCCAACAGCGCAGAAGUAUUCAACUACUACGGAGAGAUUCACAUGGACAGACAGGCACACACUGAAGCUUUAAAGGCCUUCAACAAAUCAAUUGAAAUGGAUCCCACUUCUCCUUUGCCAUACAUCAACAAAGCUAUUCUUUAUUUAAACUGGAAACAAGAUUUGGCUACUGCAGAGGCUGAAUGUCGCAAAGCCCUCGAAGUUGAUCCUCUCUGUGACAUUGCCUACUCACAGCUUGCUCAGCUGUUAUGUCAUCAGCAUAAGUUGGAUGAAGCCAUCCAAGUGUAUGAUAAAGCCAUUACUGUCACACGUACCGACAUUGAGGUGCUGAAUGUGGUGACUUAUCGUGAAGCAGCCAGAGCCCAGAAAUAUGCAUCCAUGACCUAUCCUGAAGCAGUCUCCAACAUAAGCCAAGCUUAAGAAAUAAAUUCAAGCAGAAUUCAUGUUUUUAUGAUAC